AGCCGCAGCCGCACGAUGCCCGGGGCCGCGCUGCCCAGCCUGCUGGCCUGGCUGGCGGUGCUGCUGCUCGGCAGGGCCCGCCCGGCCGACGCCUGCAGCUGCUCGCCCAUCCACCCGCAGCAGGCCUUCUGCAACGCCGACGUAGUGAUCCGAGCAAAGGCCGUCUCUGCAAAGGAAGUGGAUUCAGGGAAUGACAUUUAUGGGAACCCCAUCAAGCGAAUCCAGUACGAAGUGAAGCAGAUCAAGAUGUUUAAGGGCCCUGAUAAGGACAUCGAGUUCAUCUACACGGCGCCGUCCACAGCAGUGUGCGGGCAGCCUCUGGACACAGGAGGCAAGAAGGAGUACCUGAUUGCAGGUAAAUCCGAGGGCGAUGGCAAGAUGCACAUCACGCUGUGUGACCUGGUUGCCACCUGGGACUCACUGAGCCCUACCCAGAAGAAGAGCCUCAACCAGCGGUACCAGAUGGGCUGCGAGUGCAAGAUCUCACGCUGCCUCUCCAUCCCGUGCUUCGUCUCCUCCUCGGAUGAGUGCCUCUGGACAGAUUGGGCGAUGGAGAAGAUCGUGGGCGGGCGGCAGGCCAAGCACUACGCCUGCAUCAAGAGGAGCGACGGCUCAUGCGCCUGGUACCGCGGCAUGGCCCCCCCGAAGCAGGAGUUUCUCGACAUCGAGGACCCCUAAGCCAAGCGAGUGCAUUCCAGUAGCCAGUAGAAAAGCCCAGCGAGAUGUUAGACUGGUCCACGCCGACAUCGGGGCCUGGAGACAGCAUGAAAACCCACACAGCCCCGAGGGGCCGCAGGGCACGGAGCUGCCAUGUGUGCGUGGGGCGGGGGGGGGUCACUGCACCGCUCACACUCUGCACCACGCGCACCCUGCAGCAGGCAGGGCAGCCCCAUUCCCUGCAGGCUGAAUGCUGGUGAGCAGCAGCAGCUGCCCCCGGUCUUCAGGGCCCCCGCUGCCAACUGCAGCUGCCCAGCACCAGGGCCACGCUGUCCCCAUCCCAUCCCUUGCUGUGGGUGCAGCUUGGCACCGACUGCUCCCACCUGCAGUGGGGCUCUCACCCAUUGUAGCCCUUAGGGACGGGAUGGGGGUCACCUCUGGCCCCAGGGGGGAUGGCUGCAGGACACCGACCCCACACCCCCUCUCUCUGAGCCAUUUCCCCCCCCCCCCACACACGGCCGGUCCCGGCUCGGGACGUUUUCAUGCUUUGCGUCCCCAUAGGGUGACGAUGUGGUGCUGGACCAGUCUGGGCAACUUCGACGUGUUAAAGGAAAAAGUGAAAGAAAGAAAAAAAACAAAACGGAAAAAGGAAAAAAAAAAAAAAAAAAAAAAAAAAUCCCACCCACCCUCUAAUCAGUCCCAUAUAGGACUCCCGUUCGCUUCUGUAUGGUUAUAUCAUAUGUGACAUUUACUCCUGUCUCUGCUGGUAGCCUGUCUCUGAGUUAAUACCCCCACUGUUCUGCCAUCAGCUCUAUCAUUCCCGUGCUGUGAUAUUUUUUUUGUUUGUUUGUUUUUUUGGUGGUUUUUGUUUCGUUUUGUUUCGUUUUGAUUUCCCUGUUAGGUGUUAGAAUUGCACUUAUUUUUGUAAAGGGGCUCUGCAGUGGGUCGGGGGGAAUCAUGGAGGGGCUGUGGGGCAGCGCCCGGGCAGGCCCCGGCCCCCGGCCCCCCCCCCAGUCCCCCAGAACUCCCCGGAGCUGCUUUAAUUUAUGGCCGUGGCCCCGCUCCGGGCCAGCAGCUCGAUGUGGUGUAUAAAAAGAAGGAGAAAAAAAAAAAAAAAAGGAAAAAAAAAAAAAGACAAAAAGUUUACGUAUAGUUAUUU
Molecule: messenger RNA, 1816 nt
Organism: Centrocercus urophasianus (Greater sage-grouse)
Lineage: Eukaryota; Metazoa; Chordata; Aves; Galliformes; Phasianidae
Gene: TIMP2
Product: TIMP metallopeptidase inhibitor 2
Exons: 5
Coding region: 16-678 (220 amino acids)
Biological process (GO): negative regulation of membrane protein ectodomain proteolysis; negative regulation of endopeptidase activity
Cellular component (GO): extracellular matrix
Molecular function (GO): protease binding; metalloendopeptidase inhibitor activity
Source: RefSeq, a predicted model, not a curated record